AUGGCAUACUCUGGGACAGUGCCUUUCUCACACAACAAAUUUCAUGAAGGACAGGCUGGAAACCAAGCAUCUUACCCAAUGUACCAUUCCAGUUCUGCUGGAGAAGUCUGUCUAGUAUUCAACCAAAUAGUUGCUGAAGUCAUCAAUGAUUUUUUAAUUUUUUAUGAUUCAUCACAUUCACACCAUCACAAAGAAAUUUUUUUCCCACCAGAUGUCUUUGGUCUGAAUGUGCCUGACCAGCAGUUUAAUGGUCAGCCUCUAGUUGCUUAUGGUGAAAUUUAUCCUGAAAAUUCCAUCUCUCACUGGCAACAAGGCACAGUGUCACCAAUGGUUGGCUUCAUAUAUUCUUUACUGUCUGAUUACAGAAAGUUCUCUCUGGCAGAUCCCUACAGUCAAGAGAGAGAACUCUACGGAGGAAACAGUGUUAGUCCAGUCAUAAAUGCAUUUGAUUCAAAUGUGGAAAGAAGCAAUGCAAAUCUGAGUUUUCAAAUAGGAUUUGACAAUAUACAUGCUCAAUGUCCCAUUUUCUUAGACAACUAUCCGUCUGGACAAGCUGUGAGAGAUGGAAGUGGAAAUGGGGAAGCUUUUUUAACUGACACUUCCAGAAGAUGUGACAUAGGACCUACCUGGCCCAGCAGCUCUGGACAUGACAGAGAGGGUACAGGUUGGUCUAUCCAUCUGGUUGAAGCAAAUCAAGGAAGUAAUGAAAACACUUGCUUUUUGGAGAAAAUAAGAAAUGCCUAUCCUGCUUUUGACUUGAAGACAAACACUGGGAAAAUCUGGAGUGUCUCAACAAGGUUCCCAGACCAUACCCUUGAUGAAUCAAAAAUUAGAAUCAGCAUUUGGACAGAUUCUUCACCAUAUCCUCUGCUUCUUACUCAACAUGCUGGCUGUAUCACUCAUGAUUUAAUUGUAAAGAUCCUCCAUUGCACAAAUAGAUAUCCAGUCCAGGAGGAAUGACUUCUAGGUCCAGGAAUGCCCCUCAAAUUCAACUGUAGGCAGAGCGACAGAUUUUGUGUUGAAGCAGCUAAAGUGCAGGCUCUAAGCGGUGCUGGAGGGACGGUGACUUUCAGCAGAAGGAGAAAAGUUGGCAGUUUUCUGUGUAAUCAUACUUUGGGCAGCCUUGAAAGUCUUCACAAGGCAACCACCUGCAUUCAGCUUCAACUACACAACACUAGUAAUUUGAAGCAAAGUUUGGCUCGAAAGCAUGAGGAUGACCAAAGAUGGUUUAGUGAUCAACUGUUAGAAGACACUUGUGCCUGGAGAUGGACUUGACAGAACCUUGUCUCAGUUAUUAUGAAAUCUAGAGGUCAAUUGGAAUAUUUAUUACAAAAUGAGAUCUCUUUUCUUAAGCAUAAAGUUGAUAAUGUGAUUGAAGUAGCUAAAAUAAUCUGCAGUGUCCUCUCUUUUGUGGAAACCAGAGACAUUACUGAUGCAGUCAAGAAACUCUAUGCAAUGCCAUUGGUGAAAGAACAGAAUUCACUUCAAAGUGUGGAAAUUGUGGAAACACCAGACAAAGAGGCUGCUGUGACUGAGUUCUCCAUGGCGAUCUCUAGUCUCAUCUAUGUUUACAGCACCAGCAUUGAUGUAAAUUUCCAGUUUGCCCGCAUACCUAAAAGCCCUUCAUGUGCAGACAUCAGCCUAGAUUCCCAGCUCAGCUUCACUAUUUAUGCUGCCCAUAAUAUCCCAGAAGCCUGGGUGAACAGCUACAAAGUUUUCUCUUUCUCCUGUUCACUACCUUGUCCUGGCAAGACAAUAUGUCAAGUGAAAAUCUGCAAAAAUAUACUGGAUAAAAGAUCCAUUUUUUUCCUGGCUGACUGGAACAAGAACUAAAUUUUGAAUCAACUUUCCUGUAUGAAUACUCUUCCGAGGGAAACUAUACUGACAAUAAAACUACUUGUAGUAAACAGUGCUUCUAAAGAUACAGAAGUGUUUGCUUGGACCUGCUCCCCAUUGUAUCCAAAAAAGUGGCUCAUUCAUGGAACUGUGCUGCCUAGCAUGACAUUGUACACACUUACAACAGCAAUGAUUACCCCGGGCAUCUGCAGUACUGAUACACCAACCUCAGUAACAUUGCAGAUUGACUUUCCACAAACUAAUCUGGAGUUCAUUAAACCUGAACCUGACAAAAGAAGGGGUGAUCCUGAAGAGCCAACCAAAGACUGCCUGAAGCAUAUUGCAAGACUUUCACAAUUUCAAACUGAAUUUCUGAUCUCUUCCAGGCUCUCUGAGUCUCUUUACUACUGCAAUAAUCAAAAUUGUUCCCUUCCUCUGAUACUGGGCAGUGCACAGUGCACAAAAAUGUAUGCCAUGUUGAGGAGAUGAAGAUUUUCUAACCUGCUGGAGGUGCUUGGGCUUCUGACUUCCAGUUUUCCAGAUCAAGAUAUUCACAGAACAGCAGUCCAACAAAUAGAAAAUAUGUCCAAUGAUGAAUUGUUAGAAUUCCCACAGCUGGUUCAGGUACUCAAGUUUGAGUGGAGUCUUGAAAGCCCUCUAGUGAAACUCCUGAUGAAUUGUUCUCUUCAGAACAUCCAAGCAGCCCAUUAACUUUACUGGCUGUUGAGGAAUGCACAGAAUGAAGUUAAUUUCAAAAUCUGGUGUCAGAAACUACUGGCUGCUCUCCAAUUCUGUGCUGGAAAAACCCUGAACAAUGAGUUUUCUAAGGAGGAGAAAGCUGCAAGUGAGGUGUUAAAGAUGGAGCUCAAUAGGCUUCAGUUCUUCCCGGAGGCAAAGGUUUGUCAGCUUCCUCUGAAUCCUGCACUUGUUGUCCAAGUCAUAGAGGCAGACUCAUGUUCAUAUUUUAUGUCCAAUGCUCUUCCAUUAAAAAUCUCCUUCAUCAAUGCAAAUGCUCCAAGUGGAAACAUCAAUGUUAUUUUUAAGGUAGGCAAUGAUCUAUGUCAAGACAUGCUGGUUCUGCAAAUUAUUUGAAUGAUGGACAGCAUUUGACUCCAAAAGGGAUUGCAAAUGCAAAUGUUCAUUUAUAUAUCUAAAGGAAAAGGCCAAGGAUUGGUACAGAUGGUGCCAGAUGCUACCACGCUAGUGAAGAUCCACAGGGAGUCUGGACUGAUAGGACCAUUGAAAGAAAAUACAAUUAAAAAAUGGUUCCAUCAUCAUCAUCCUCUGGAAUCAAGUUACCGAGAGCUAACAUUAAGGAAUUUCUUUUAUUUGUGCACUGUCUGGUAUGUUGUUACCUUCAUUCUGGGAGUUGAUCGACACAGUGACAAUGUAAUGCUGACAAAUGCUGGACACAUGUUCUACAUAAAUUUUGCAAGAUUUUUAGGUCACACACAGACAUUUGGAAGCAUAAGAAUGGAUCGAGCUCCCUUCAUCUUCACAUCAGAGAUGGAGUAUUUCAUCACAGAAGGUGGAAACCCACAGCGUUUUGAAGACUCUGUGGAGCUUUGCUGUCGGGCUUAUAAUACAGUCAUGAAACACAGCUAGAUACUCUUGAACCUGCUGGAAAUGAUGCUGCAUGCAGGAUUGCCUGAGCUAAACAGCAUUCAGGAUCCGAAGUACAUGUAUGAUAACCUCUGUCCUCAGGACUCAGACCUCCAGGCUUCAAGUUACUUUACCAAGAAAAUAAAGGAAAGUUUGGAGUGCUUUCCUGUUAAACUCAAUAAUUUGAUUCACAUGCUUGUACAGAUGUCAGUAGCAGGCUCUGCAAGGCCUCCAGCUCCAGAGACUGUCCCCCAAGAGUGGACAAUGCUGAAUACAGAGAAGUCAAUCACAAGAGCCACCAUUUUGUGGUUCAACAAAAAGUCUGACUCUCUAUAUCUAGUUCAGGUGGUGUAAACCUGCAUUGUGGUCACUUUUGUGGAAAAACCAUUCAACCAGUUCUCAAAACUUCACAGCCAUCUCCAGAAACAAUUUCCAUCACGUGCCCUCCCAGAGUAAGGCAGCAUGUUAGUGAAUGUUAUUCUGUUGUUAAAUGGUUCUCUCUGUGCACAGAUAAAAAUGUUUCCCCACUCAUGGCAUUUACCUUUUACAGAUCUUGAACAUAAAAGAGUGAAGGAUUUGAAUCUCUAUCCGAAGCAGCUAUUAAGUGGAUCCAGGAAACUGUCUAAUAAUGAGCUUGUACUUGGCUUCUUCCUGAAUUGGUGCAAAAAUACCUUGGCAGAAGAUUCAUCAUCUGUGACCUUAGGUCCUCAGUCAACUGAUCAUAAGCCUGGCAUAGCCUAUGAGAACACCCAUCUGACAAUAAUGUUGAAACAUGAGAAACAUUCCUUGCGCCUCCCAGAUGGCUCUGCCCCAAGUGCACACGCUGAAUUCUAUCUUCUGCCAGAUCCUUAUGAGGUCAGUCAAAGGAAAACAAGAACAGCUCUAAAAAGAUCUGACCCUACAUACAAAGAAAUUGUGAAUACCAAUAACGUAUCUGAGCUCAAAGGCUGUAUACUGAAGCUUGUUGUGAAAAGCAAAAGAGCAUUUAUGGGAGGUAACAUUCAGCUAAGCUGUGUCCGGUUAAAUGAAGAAAAGUGGUAUCCACUGGGAAACAGUGUAAUUUAA
Molecule: messenger RNA, 4503 nt
Organism: Athene cunicularia (burrowing owl)
Lineage: Eukaryota; Metazoa; Chordata; Aves; Strigiformes; Strigidae
Gene: PIK3C2G
Product: phosphatidylinositol-4-phosphate 3-kinase catalytic subunit type 2 gamma
Biological process (GO): phosphatidylinositol-mediated signaling; phosphatidylinositol 3-kinase/protein kinase B signal transduction; cell migration
Cellular component (GO): phosphatidylinositol 3-kinase complex; plasma membrane; cytoplasm
Molecular function (GO): 1-phosphatidylinositol-4-phosphate 3-kinase activity; 1-phosphatidylinositol-3-kinase activity; phosphatidylinositol binding
Source: RefSeq, a predicted model, not a curated record